This is a messenger RNA of Cajanus cajan (pigeon pea), 1751 nucleotides long. NCBI's taxonomy places the organism in Eukaryota, Viridiplantae, Streptophyta, Magnoliopsida, Fabales, Fabaceae. The record is from RefSeq and is a predicted model, not a curated record.
CAUACAUAAUACAUAUCCUCCGAAAUUUCUCAGCUGUGUCUACUUCUCAUUCAUCGUGUAUUCCUUUCCUUCGAUCCCCUUCUCUAUCGUUCUCUUUCCCCAAUGUUGCCAAUUCACAUUGCUUCUCGUCUGAAUCCCUAAGCUGUAAACUGGAUCCACCCCUCCCACAUACCUAGACCUAGUCUUCCCUCUUUUGUGGCAAACGCUAAGCUACAUUACUUUAAUAUCUUUAUUUUCUUUCUUGAGUGUGCGUGUGUGUGACGAUAAUGACGACUGAAAUUCGAUUAUCCCCAAUUCUUUUUUCAACUGUAAAAAACGGCAAAUGAAAACCCAUUUCUCCCUUUCCCAUUCUCCAACCAUCACAAACCCACCACUGCCCUAAAGUUUAAUCCUCUUUGUCCCUACCCCAUCUAGUGAAGCUUCAUCGGAUUCCACAAAUUUUGUUCCGGUUUUCCGUUAUGGACAUGCGAGGGGAUGGGGUUUUCCCGGAUGAGGUGGUUAUUCAGAUUCUAGCAAGGUUGCCUGUGAGGUCCCUUUUCAGGUUCAAAACCGUGUGCAAACUUUGGUAUAAGUUGUCUUUGGAUAAGUAUUUCAUUCAACUCUUCAAUGAGGUGUCUAGGAAGAACCCCAUGAUUCUGGUGGAGAUUUCGGAUUCAGCUGAGUCCAAAUCUAGCUUAAUCUGUGUUGAUAAUUUGAGGGGUGUGUCUGAAUUUUCACUGAAUUUCUUGAAUGAUAGAGUUAAGGUUAGAGCAUCUUGUAAUGGAUUGCUGUGUUGCUCUAGUAUUCCUGACAAGGGUGUCUUCUAUGUUUGCAAUCCAGUCACUCGCGAGUACCGGUUGCUUCCCAAGAGGAGGGAAAGGCCGGUUACUCGAUUUUAUCCGGACGGCGAAGCUACCUUGGUUGGCUUGGCCUGUGAUUCCAUGUAUCAGAAGUUCAAUGUUGUUCUAGCCGGCUACCAUCGCACGUUUGGUCAUAGGCCGGAUGGGAGCUUCAUAUGUUUGGUGUUUGAUUCGGAGUUGAACAAGUGGAGGAAGUUCGUUUCCUUCCAGGAUGACCAUUUUACUCACAUGAAUAAGAACCAAGUUGUUUUUGUCAACAAUGCUCUGCACUGGUUAACUGUUAGCUCUACUUAUAUACUUGUGCUUGAUUUGAGUUGUGACAUUUGGAGGAAGAUGCAAUUACCGUAUGACUUGAUUUAUGGAGCGGGUAAUCGGAUUUAUCUCUUGGACUUUGAUGGCUCCUUGUCUAUUAUUAAAAUUUCAGAAGCAUGGAUGAAUAUAUGGGUGCUAAAAGAUUACUGGAAAGAUGAAUGGUGUAUGGUGGAUAAGGUGAGUCUGAGGUGUAUCAGAGGAAUGGUGCCAGGCAUUUUCCCAAUCAGUCAGACAGGUGAAUAUGUUUUUUUAGCAACUCAUAAGCAGAUUUUGGUGUAUCAUCGCAAGAGUCAAGUUUGGAAAGAAAUGUACUCUGUGAAGUAUAGCUCAACACUCCCAUUAUGGUUUUCUGCUCAUGCAUAUCGCAGCACAAUGUUCUCAUGUAAUUGAGUCAUGGUGACUAUAUCAAAUAACUUUGUACAUAUUUUUCAAGUAUUUUGUUUUCAUUUAAGUCAUUGUUAUAUGCUGAAGAUAUCAUAUGUUUCUGGUACAGUCAUGAUAAAACUAUGAUAUUGGCUUUGCCAUGGAAAUCCUGUUAUACUGCUUCACUGUUGUCUCUCGUAACUGAGGUGUGGCUUCAAUAAAUAGCUUUUGUACAUA